CCACUGCACUGACACGUUGUACCAAUGCACUCGUCGCUAUACCACUACACUGGUAGCGAUAUCAGUGCACUGGUACCAAUGUCAUAUCUGAGUAUAAGUGCACUGGUACAAAUAUUGGUAGAACAUAUCAAUGCAGUGGUAUAUUUUUGCAUGUGACCAGAAGAGUCUGUCGGCGGGAUUUUACCGGUAAAGUGUGGUGGUCGGAGGCUGCUGGGAAAGGAAGAAUCAGAGAUAGGAGUGAGAAAGAUCAAAGACGAGAGAGAGAAUUGUAUUUUCUAUAUGUUUAGAUUUUUUUUUAAACAAGUAAUUAAUGUGGUGUAUUUAAUGCUUACUUUGUAUUUAAUAACAGAACAUUUAUUAUCUCUACCUUCAUUAAUAAUUGUCAAUAAUUAAUGAAAAAAUUGACAAAUUGAGAAAGGGGUGUCAAAAAAACAACCCCUUUAAAAGUAGGCAUAGUAUCUUACCCCUUGCUCUCGCAUUUGAUCUUCAAUACCUGAUUCAGAUAGAAUCCAGAUAGCUUGGGAUUCAGUAAGUAGGGUUUUUAGAAAGUUACUCUCACAUGCUCAUCUGUAUAGGCAAGAUACAAUUCUUCAAAACAUUCAUCUUAUCAUUAGACCUUACUAAUACGAGCUUUAAUAUGGUUUCACAACAUUUGAGAAAUACAUCAAUUUUAAAAAAUAAAGUCGUGAUUAUAAUCUCAUAAUCUUAUCAUUCUUGUUUGUUUUCCAUACAUAACUUUGUUGAAUUUCAGUAUAUCAAACCUUGAAUCGUACUCAUUAACAUUAACAUUAAAACUCAGAGCGUUAUCCAAUGCCAAAACAAUACACCUAAUAAAUUCUUCCCUUUUGAAUUAUGAUGUGUAUGUAAAUUGUAUUUUUCGCUAAUGAUUUAGUUUAAUCCAAUCUAGCUUGAAAUUGUCUCCCAAUUAAUUAUAACUUUUAAUCCUUUGCUUAUCCACCUGGUGAGAUAAGUAACCGGUAUUUGUGACAAGGUAGAUUUUGCCUCAAGGGUAGUUGCAUGUGCUCAUAUGAUAGGAAAGUAAUUGAAAUAAGUUUCAACGAUCUAUCAGGUGAUAGUUUAAUUUUAUUUGCUUUCACAAAUUUAUGAGUAAUUAAGCAUGCUCUUUCGAAGAAUGCUAAUGUUUGUUUUUUUUUGUGGCAACUCAAUAUUCGUCAUUCGGCACACUCCAUCGAAAGAAACUCCACUUAUUGGCGGGACUAUCUUGGAGAUGUUGGGUAAUUUUCUUUAUUUGUUUUCCGUUAGUGUCGUGUCUUUGCUCAUCGGAGCUACUUCAGAGCUGCCCAAGUAGUGGCUUUUCAAACUCUUUCAUCGGUAAUCUGAUUGCACAUGGACUAACAUGUAGAAUUUGAGUUGGUCUUAUAAUCGUGUCGAGUAUUUGUCCCAUACCCUUUAGCCUUGCCUAAAAAAAUCUGGUUAAGUGGUUAUCUACUUAUACAAACCGCGAAAUACACCAAUCACCAGAGCAAAGCCCAAAUCAGGGCCCUACCCAACUCCACUCGCUCAGCCGCGAGAACUCCGACGUCAACCCAAUCAAAGCUCCCGGGCAAAUCCUCGGCGCAAAAACCUCCGGGCGACAGGCAGCCAUGAAUGCGAUCUUCAAUCUCCACAGAGAAACAAAUAGAUCAUGGCCGAAGCGAAAACCCACAACCCAAUCUCUUCUCAGAUCUGCCAUAUUCAUCCUUGCGAUCUCUCUUCUCACUCUCUUCCUCUUCAUAUUCCUCUCAAUUUCUACCUCCAAAUCUCUCUUCUCAACGCAGACCCUUAGUACCCAGAACCCUCAAUGCGGACAAAUCCGAGCUUCAUCCCGUGUGGGAGAGAAGUUUCUCUGGUACGCGCCCCACAGUGGGUUCAGCAACCAGCUGUCGGAGCUCAAGAACGCGGCGUUAAUGGCGGGGAUUCUGAAUCGGACUCUGGUCGUCCCUCCAAUCCUCGAUCACCACGCUGUUGCCCUCGGAAGCUGCCCGAAAUUCCGGGUUACGGCGCCUAACGAGAUUCGAGCUUCGGUUUGGAAUCACGCCGUUGAAUUGAUGAAAAGCGGAAGGUAUGUAUCGAUGGCUGACAUUAUUGAUAUCUCCCCACUAGAGUCUGCUUCGCUUCGUGUGAUCGAUUUCAGGGACUUUGCAGCCUCAUUCUGUGGUGUAAAUAUGGAUUCCACUUGUGUAAAUGAUCUGAAACCAGGGUCUUCUUCAUUGUUUGAUAGCCUUAUCGAGUGUGGGCAUGUGCUAUCUGGGGUUCAAGGUAACCUUGGUGGGUGUUUAUAUGCAGUAGAGGAAGACUGCAGAACCACGGUAUGGACUUAUGAAAAUGGUGAUGAUGGAAAGUUAGAUUCAUUUCAACCCGAUGAACAGCUCAAGAGGAAGAAGAAGAUUUCGUAUGUAAGGAAACGUCGAGAUUUGCGUAAGACCCUUGGACCGGGAUCUGAAGCUGACUCGGCCACUGUUCUUGCAUUCGGAUCCCUUUUCUCCGCUCCAUACAAAGGCUCAGAGUCCUAUAUUGAUAUUCAGAAAGUAAAGAACGGAGAUUUCAUGCCGUUUGUCCCUGAAAUAUUGAAUGCAGGGAAGAAGUUUGCAUUGGAGAGGAUAAGAGACCCUUUUGUUUGUGCGCAGCUGAGAUUGUUAGAUGGACAGUUUAAGAACCAUUGGAAGGCUACAUUUAAAGUUCUAAGACAAAAGCUUGAAUCUUUGAACCAGGGGAAUGGCCGGCCAGUGAACAUUUUUGUGAUGACCGAUCUUCCUCAGGGUAACUGGAGCGGAACUUAUCUGGGUGAGCUAGCUAGCAAUGAGAAUCGGUUUAAGUUGCAUUUUCUUAGGGAAGAAGAUAGAUUGGUUGCUGAAACAGCAAGACAGGUAGGAAAGAGAGGCAGCAGAGGGAAUGUGCAUUGCCCUCGUCAGAAACCACCGGAUGUUCUCUUGUACAUAGAAGAAAGCGUCUGUAGUUGUGCAUCCCUCGGUUUUGUUGGGACAGCUGGAUCGACGAUUGCAGAGAGCGUAGAGCUAAUGCGGAGGUCAGAUGUUUAUUCCAUUCUUAAUCGGACUGCAAGAUGACACUCAGGUGCUGGGAUACGAACGGAGUUGGGUUUGCCUCCAAUGUACAAGCAACUACUUGCGAGUCAGAACUGCUGCUGUUGUAAAAUGCCGCGAAGUGUACCUAAAGUUGGAGGUUGAUAUGGUUCAUGCAGCUACUGUUUACUGAUGCUUCAAUAUCUACCAGAUGAAGGAAGGAACUGAUCUGGUAACAAAUGGCAAUUCUCAAGGUGUCUCCUUCUCAUGGUGCAAAGAAAUGUAAGCUUUGAACUUAUAACCAUAGAGCUUUUACUAACCAAAAGGUUACUUGAACGUUCACUCACCAAGUUGCUGAAUGAUUAUUUUUGUCCAUUCCCUCCAUUGAUCCACCUCUGCUGUCUUUCUUUCAACCUUUUUUCUUGUUGCUCGAGUACUUACUGGUUAUGGGCUCUAGUCCCUUUCAGCUUGGCCAGUGUGAACCAUGGAAGGAGACGACUCAGGAUGGAGAUGGGUGUGUGGAUGGGUCAUUGAUUUUCAUUGAUGUUAAGUCUGCGAAGUGGUUGGUUGUUGCUUUGUUUGCGUGAUUGAAUGAGCCUAGGUGAAAGUUAUAUCAUCUUCAUCACUGAGUCAUAUUUUUAGUUGCAGGUUAUCAGGCGUAAGUUCCCCAUUAAGUACCAUGGCCAAAUUUGGAGUGUGAAAUAAUGAUAAGAAAAAGAAAGCGCCAGCCACGUUUCGCAUGUUUUGCCGUGCUCGUUUCCUUCAAUCGUUCCUCUUCGUCUGAAGCAGCUUUUGACACGAUUCUGUGUUGGAAGAAAAACACGUGGCUAUUUGUUUCUACCGACCAAAAUUUCAAGGACACGCUCAUUUAUAGAAUAGAACUCACCCGCCUAACCGGUAGGGUAUCAUUUGACUAUUGGUACUUGUACAAUUAGUUUGUGAUGGUUACCGGCAUAAAAUAUGUAAAACUAUUAAAAAUUUUUUAAAUCAAAUGGAUUACAUAUUUAAAGACAAUUUACUCGCAAUUUAUAUUCGUAUUUAAAUAAAAUAUAAUAUUUCAAACGAAAUAACAAAUACUCAUUUAAAUAAAACAUUUAAUGUCAA
Molecule: messenger RNA, 4124 nt
Organism: Linum trigynum
Lineage: Eukaryota; Viridiplantae; Streptophyta; Magnoliopsida; Malpighiales; Linaceae
Source: the annotation of a GenBank genome assembly